AUGUCGCAAGCUCAAGUACAGAGUCCAACUUGGACUCCUCCGCACGAUAUUUCGCACCUGCCGGUCGAAAAGUUUCGUCGAUUUGUCAAUGCUCGCAAGAACAUAAGAUUGUCUUCAUACGACGAACUACACUCGUUCUCUGUCCGGGAGCUCAAUUCCUUUUGGAUGCUGAUGUGGGAGUAUCUGGAGAUCAAAUGUUUCUCACCUCCUACCACGAUAAUAGACGAGAAGACAUCAAUGGAUUCAUUUCCAGAAUUCUUUCCAGGAACAUAUCUGAAUUUCGUCGAGAAUGUGCUCGGUCAACCGCGAGAGGGCACCGCCCUCAAGGCAUUUUGUGAGACCACGGGCGAGGGACAGUUUGAAUCAAUCUCGUGGACUGAGCUACGGCAACGUGUGAGGACUACUGCAGAUGCUCUGGAAGCGUCGGGAAUCCGGGAAAUGGACGUGGUUGCCUAUAUAGGAUCAAAUACUCCAGACGCAGUUGUUGUUUUGCUGGCCACUGCGUCCAUAGGCGCUGUUUUCACUUCUUUGGCGGGUGAUAUGGGGGAGAAGGCUGUCCUAGACCGAUUGCUUCAAAUUAAGCCCAAGAUCUUUUUCUCCGUCGAUGGCUAUCAGUACAAUGGCAAAUUUUACGAUUGUACGAUGCGGGCAGCUCGAAUUGUUCAAACCCUACGAGAGAGCAUCGGACCAUGCGAGAUGAUCCUCGUCCAGAAUCUUCGGCAAUCAAGCGCAAAAAGCGUUGUCAGCACUACGUACUCCUCAUUUCUCGGACGAGCUCGUCAACGCGCAACUGAAUUUACACCAUUAGCGUUUGGUCAUCCAAUGCUUAUCCUGUUCAGUUCUGGAACCACAGGGGCACCGAAAGGAAUGAUCCAUUGUCAUGGAGGCGUCGCAUUGAACUUGAAGAAGGAGCACUUGAUGCACGGGGGCCUUGGGCCUCACGAUAUCUAUUACCAUUACUCCAGCAUUGGUUGGACCAUGUGGAAUAUUUUCUCUGGAGGGUUGUUGACUGGAGCAACACUUGUCUUGUACGACGGCUCGCCUUUCUAUCCCAGUCCGGCUGCUCAUCUGAGGAAUUUGUUAUCGAUCGGGACGACGGUCUUCGGCGGAAGCCCCAGAUACUACACCGAGCUCCGGGAUCGAGGAGUUAGACCAAGCAUGAAAACUCCGAAAUCAAUCCAUUCACGACGAAUCAAGCAGAUUCGACUCCUGAAUAGCUCAGGGGCAGUUCUCCCAGCUACUAUAUGGCAGUGGAUGGCUGAAGAGUUUGGGAAUCCGCCCAUAUUAUCUUUCUCUGGUGGGACAGAAGUCUGCGGGUCUUUCAUUCAUGGAAGUCUUGUGCAUCGUCAGUAUGCUGGAGAGAUUGCUGUGAAAAAGCUAGGAUUCGAUGUCGACAUUUUUGAUGAAGACGGUAAAAGCUGCCAACCCGGCGAGGCAGGAGAGCUUGUGAUCAAAGGACCUUUCCCGAGUGCAGCAGUCAAAUUUUGGAAUGACCCCGACUACAAGAAAUAUCGCUCAUCAUAUUUUGAAAGAUUUCCUGCCGUCUGGGCACAUGGAGACUAUGCCAAAAUCAACCCGGCCACCAAUGGCAUAAUCAUGCUAGGGAGAAGUGAUGGAAUACUCAACCCUUCAGGAGUAAGAUUCGGCUCUUCGGAGAUCUAUGCUGUUGUGGAGACGGUUCCCGACAUUAUUCAAGAUUCAUUAUGUGUCGGACAGAGCAUAUCUGACGGGGAAGAACAAGUCAUUUUGUUCGUUCAGACCAGGCCCAGCAUCGACUUUACAAAAGAGACUGAGACGACGCUGCGGAAUAAGAUCGCCCAAUCGCUUAGCCCAAGGCACGUCCCCAAAUACAUGUACUCGGUGCCGAAGAUCCCUUACAAUGUCAACGGCAAGAAAUUGGAGAUUGCUGUGAAGAGAGUCAUAUCAGGGGCUGAGAUCGAUGCGAAAAUGAGGACAACUCUAAUGGAUCCGACGGAUUUGGACAUCUUCAAGCAAUAUGCUGUCUCAUCGACCACGCAGAAUGCCAUCAGGGCCAGGCUUUGA
Rhinocladiella mackenziei CBS 650.93 is the source of this 2043-nucleotide messenger RNA. RefSeq names its product acetoacetate-CoA ligase. Gene Ontology annotation, cellular component: cytosol. NCBI's taxonomy places the organism in Eukaryota, Fungi, Ascomycota, Eurotiomycetes, Chaetothyriales, Herpotrichiellaceae. Gene Ontology annotation, biological process: lipid metabolic process. Bases 1 to 2043 code for a protein of 680 amino acids. The transcript is spliced from 13 exons. Gene Ontology annotation, molecular function: acetoacetate-CoA ligase activity. The record is from RefSeq and is a predicted model, not a curated record.